Messenger RNA from Leucoraja erinaceus (little skate), 3506 nucleotides. It is a transcript of the gene malt1, whose product is annotated as MALT paracaspase 1. The transcript has 16 exons. The coding region runs from base 424 to 2889 and encodes 821 amino acids. NCBI's taxonomy places the organism in Eukaryota, Metazoa, Chordata, Chondrichthyes, Rajiformes, Rajidae. Gene Ontology annotation, biological process: proteolysis; signal transduction. The record is from RefSeq and is a predicted model, not a curated record. Gene Ontology annotation, molecular function: protein binding; cysteine-type endopeptidase activity.
UGAUUCAGUCGUGUAUCGUCUUAGGACCAGGAAGUGGGUGGUUCGCCGGCUUUCACAGAGAGUUCCAUGUCGUUUGCUGUGCUUAAACACGUCUGUUAAUCGGCGAGUGCAAUGACAAGCAGAGAUGUGAUGGGUUUAAUACUGGGAGAGGUAUGAUUUAAAUGGAGCAGCGAGAUCGUGAAUGGGAUAAAGGAUUGUCUGAGAUUAACUUUGCACACUUUACUUUGUAUGUUUUUCCGUCAUCAGCUGUUGGAAGUCACCGAUUCCAGUAAGUGUUACACUUUUUGUGUGCUUUGAAAGGCGUUGGUUGGAGAGCAGCGGUUGAAGAGUGACUGAAGGUGUCUCGUUUACCAGGUGCGGCGGGCGGUGGCGGGCGGUGAAUGCCGGAGUUGAAAGAGUGCUCCCUUUCACCCACUAGCUGCAAUGGCAGAGUCCAUGCAGCAGCCGCCGUCCAACAUCAACAGCCUGAAGGAACACACGCUAAAGAAAUUAAGCGACCUGUUGGACAAGACCAAUGGUCGUGGCUGGAGGAAGCUGGCGGAAAUCGUGGGAGCUGACAAGCGUUUCAAACUCAGCUCAGAUGACCUAGACAAAUGCUCGCUGAAAACGCUGGACCCAGAUGGAAGCCCCAGCCGAAGCUUGCUCCACUUGAUGGGCAGUAGGGGUGUUACCGUGAGAGACCUCUUGGAUUUCCUUCAAGCUAUGGGGCACACGGAAGCUUUUCAGCUUCUGCGAAUUUCAGCUUCAUUGAAGAUCCUCGUUCAGCCGGUUUCCCGGGCAGUUCUGGCUGGCCAGUCAGUGAGACUCUAUUGCGAAGCAACUGGAUAUCCAACUGUUGAAUAUCAAUGGUUCAGAAAGAAUACAGAGGUUCUGAAUGGUAACACCCCUGAGCUUGUGAUUAAUCCAGUCAGUAUAAAUGACACAGGAUGGUACAUCUGCAGAGUGAACAGUGGCUACGUUUUUGAAUUCAGUCUCUGGGCACAACUGGAGGUUUACAAUUUCAGUGCCACCUGUGGAACAAGAUUCUUUACCAAUGAGACCAGGCUCCAGAUUAUAAAUCAGCCACAAGCCCAAAAACUGAUGGUAGGGGAUACACUGGUGUUAGAAUGUACCGCAAUUGGUGUACCAAUGCCAUGUUAUCAAUGGCUGAGGAAUGGGGUACCACUCACCAAUGGCUCUGAAAGACAUUACCAGAUGAAUAAAAUUAAUCUGGACAACCAGGGGCAGUACCGUUGCCAUGUGUUCAAUGACAAGGCGGAACUAUGGAGUUCAGAAGUAGAAAUUGUUAUAGGGACCAGGCACAAUGCAUCAGUCGCAGUGGAAUGGGACGAAGGUAAACCUGGUGAGAUUGGAAUGCUAGAAUUUAGCCAAAGACAUUAUGCUACAGACAAGGUGGCUCUUCUGAUUGGAAAUAUGUCCUACUACAAUCAUCCUCAGCUAAAGGCACCAAUGGUGGAUGUAUAUGAAUUGACCAAUUUGCUGCGGCAGCUGGAUUUUAAAGUAGUGUCUCUAUUGGACCUUACCGAAUCAGAGAUGCGCAAUGCAGUGUAUGAAUUCUUACUCUUGCUGGACAAGGGAGUGUAUGGUUUGUUGUACUAUGCUGGACAUGGAUACGAAAACUAUGGAAACAGUUUUAUGGUGCCGAUUGAUGCUCCAAAUCCCUAUAGAUCUGCAAAUUGUUUGUGUGUGCAGAGUAUCCUAAAGCUCAUGCAAGAGAAAGAGACCGGAUUGAAUGUCUUUCUACUGGACAUGUGCAGGAAAAGGAACGUCCAUGAUGAUACGAUUCCAAGCAUGGAGGCCUUAAGAGUGACAGCCAAUAUUGUGUUUGGAUAUGCAACCUGUCAAGGAGCAGAAGCCUUUGAAAUUCAGCAUUUUGGAUUAGCAAAUGGUAUUUUUAUGAAAUUCCUGAAGGAACGUCUGCUGGAAGAUGAAAAGAUCACGGUGAUGCUUGAUAGAGUUGCAGAAGAUAUGGGAAAAUGUGAUCUCACUAAAGGAAAGCAGGCUCUGGAAAUUCGCAGUAGUCUAUGUGAGAAAAGAGCUUUGACGGACCCUAUCCAUUCAUCAGGCUGCUCUGCAGAAUCGUUGGCUCGGAACCUGCAGUGGGCGAAGGCUCACGAACUACCUGAAAGCAUGUGGCUUGAGUUUGAAUGCGGUGUCCAAAUUCAACUUGGGUUUGCUGCUGAGUUCUCAAAUGUCUUGAUAAUUUACACUCGAAUUGUGAAGAAACCAAAGGAUAUUACGAUGAGUAAGGCUUACGUCACGGAUUUUCCACCGGACUUGGAUAUAGAUCCUAAGAAGACAAACAAAGGAACUCCAGAAGAAACAGGCAGCUAUCUACUCUCUAAGGAUUUACCAGAGCAGUGUCUAUACACUAGAAUGAGUGCCUUGCAGAAACUAAAGCAGCGGCUGAUGUUCACAAUCUGCCUUCACUACCAGUACCAUGGACUUGAUGAGCCUGUGGAAGAAGUCAAGGAAGUGGAUGUGGGCAAACCACUCAUCGCAAAGCUGGACAUCCACCGUGUCUUCAGGAGGAAUAGCUGCAUCGUGACUUGCCCCAUGCCUCACAGCCCAGUCCACAGCCCUUCCCACAGUCCAGUUCACAGCCCAGUUUUUUGUCCAGAAUCUGAGCAUUACCACCACCACAGCCAAUGUUUUCAAAAUAAUUCUCAUCUCGGGGUUUACAACCCAAAUUCAGCCAUGAUGGGUGCCAUGGGUUGCACUGUUGGUUUUGAUAGCUCUACUUAUGCCGAGUUUGCACACAUAGCAGGGGAGGGUGAGUGCAGCAGUAGCCACACAAGAGAAAUCAAUGUCCCUGUUGAGAGCGAUAUCAAUGAUUUGCAGUCCGAUUUCUCCAACAGCCUACAGUUUACUGAUUGGCAACACAAAUAAUCCUUCUGAUUAUACUGUGGAAGAUUUAACACAAGAUCAAGGUUGGAUCCUUCUUGGAGAAACGAGAUGCAUAUUAAAGAUGAUUGGAAUUUCCAAUGAUUGUACUGUUUUAAAACCGGCCACAAAGAAUGCCAACCAUCUGAAGUUGCUUCAAUCACAGAGGAGAGCUUUUAAAGGACAACGGUUGAAUAAACUAGCACCAUAGGUUUGUAAUUAAUCUAGAAUGGACCUCUGAAUAAAACAAAUGGACCAACAUUUCCCAUUCCCCAUGUUAAGUAUAAUAUAAACCUGUUUAAUUUAAAUUGGUAAUAUUGCUUCAGAUUUUGACAGUGUUGCACAAUGUUUCAUUCUUGUAUUUCUAUUUCUAACCACAUGUAUUAUUGUGACCAAUUAAUGACAAAGAGCUGAUUUUCAUUUGAGCAACUGUACAUUCCUAUCUCAUUAUUAUCACUGUGCCUGUGGGGGUGUGGACUGCUCAGGCUGGAUUUGAAAUCAGUGGUGAAGUAGGAAGACGGCAAGCUGGAACGUCACGCUCCCCAAACUUGAACCAACAUUUAACCAAUGUUUUGUUUCUAUUUCUCAGUAAUGUAAAUAAACCUAAAACCAUAUCUGUCAAA